AUGAGCAUGGAAUCAUUCCGUAAUCUGCACUCGCACUCGGAUGAUCCGCGCUGGUACAAACCGAACGAUGAAGAAAUGCACCAAGCUCAAAUCAUCGAGCCUUGGUCUGAUAAUAUCAGACAUGCUAAGUACAUGUCAUAUAUCUAUUGCGCUUGCAUCUUAGUGGCUGCUAUUCUUCAUGGUUUUCGCCUCCUGCGCGAGCAAUACCCUCGAAUCGUUUUAUACACCUCAAAAAUUCCUUUGAUUCCUUCAUGUGUCGCACUUUGCCGCAUGGUCGGCUAUGCACGCAUCAAAAUCGGUCCAUGGCGACUGCCAGCUGGAAGAUAUUUGGUCAUUUGUGGCUGCUUCAUACUUGGCACUGUUGUAUGGUGCUUUGCUAUGACGCCGCAUUAUAGGCCCCACAACGAAGUGGGCUCACCACCUUUGGCGAUCCGUGCUGGCAUGAUGGCUGUGGGCAUGCUUCCAUUUAUUUUUGCUUUGGCCUUAAAAUUGAAUCCCAUAUCUUUGUUGUCCGGUGUUUCUCACGUACAUCUUCAGUACUAUCAUCAAGUGUCGAGUAUCAUGUUUCUGUUUUUCUCAAUUGUGCAUACCGUCCCCUUUAUCUGGCAGCCCUUACGUGAAGAGGGCUUUGAGAGGCUGAACUUUGUUUGGCAUGAAAGCUACAAAACAUACUGGUCCGGCACUGUCGCCAUUUUCUUCCUUCUCUGGAUCUGCGCAUCUAGCUUGGGUAUCUUUAGACACAUGAGCUACGAAUUUUUCGUCGUGCAACACAUCGUCACUUUUACUUUGAUGCUUGCUUUUCUGUUUGUCCAUGUCGAAGACUUGCUUUCCAGCCAUGUAUGGCUCUGGGCCGCCGUUGGCAUCUGGCUGUUUUCGGUCAUAGGACGGUCACUUAUCGUACUAUUCUCAACGGAUUUUUUCGUUGGAGCUCGCUCGCAAGUCCGCGUGCUAGCCUCGGUCGGCCAUUCUCCAGGUAUUGUUCAAGACCAGCCGGCCAAGUUUGUCCGAAUGAGUUUUAACACGCCUUUGCGCUGGCACCCUGGGCAACAUGUAUAUGUUCGUUUUCCGGGCAUGGCUGUCACCCAAGCACAUCCUUUUACUUGCUUAUCACUACCCAGCGUUUCGCCUCAUAUGCCUAACCGACUUGUUUUAUUAGCCCGCGUGCACAAAGGUAUCACACAGAGACUCCAUGAUCAUGUUCUUACAUUUGGCCAAAGAGCUACAAAGUCCAGCAUGCUGUUCCGAAACUUUUCGCUAGAUGCGGAUUCAGCAGAUUCUGGAAAAACUCUUGCUCACGAUAUGGGACAUGAAAAAGAGUCUCUGGCACCUGAUGAAUAUGUCAUGUCUUUUAUGGCCGCAUUGGAUGGACCUUAUGGCUAUUCAUUUAGUUUGGGCACGUAUGAGCAUAGCGUCCUAAUUGCUGCUGGGUCAGGCAUAACAUUUUGCCUUCCACAAGUGUCCGAAUUAGUUCGCCGUGCCGCUCAUUCCCCUAGGUCGUAUCUCACGCGGAGCGUUCGCCUGGUUUGGUGUGUGCGAACCCUUGAUAUGGUGCAAUGGGUUCGUCCUGAGCUUCUCGAACUUGUUUUUCAUGCAAGUAAUGUGCCUUUUAAAGUAAGCAUCGAACUUUAUGCCACUCGCGAGCAGAACAAUGUUGCCGAUGCAGACUUGAACGCUGUUUUGAAUAUUCAUGUUGGAGUUCGUCCAAAUCUACAUCAAAUUUUAAACAAUGACGUGGACUUGGCGAUGCGACAAGAGUCGACGAGCCUAUCUGUGUCUGUAUGUGGCACACCGUCAAUGAAUUUUGACGUGUCGAGAUCUGUAUCAUAUAUGAACUGGUGUGUAGCGCGGGGAAGCCUCGGAUCCCUGCGUGACAUUCAUUUGGUUUCUGAGUCUUUCGGGAUGUAA
Messenger RNA from Malassezia globosa CBS 7966, 1905 nucleotides. RefSeq lists its product as uncharacterized. NCBI's taxonomy places the organism in Eukaryota, Fungi, Basidiomycota, Malasseziomycetes, Malasseziales, Malasseziaceae. The record is from RefSeq and is a predicted model, not a curated record. The transcript has a single exon. Gene Ontology annotation, cellular component: plasma membrane. Gene Ontology annotation, molecular function: ferric-chelate reductase activity. The coding region runs from base 1 to 1905 and encodes 634 amino acids. Gene Ontology annotation, biological process: intracellular iron ion homeostasis; iron ion transport; copper ion import.